Tachysurus vachellii is the source of this 5406-nucleotide messenger RNA. It is a transcript of the gene sec24c, whose product is annotated as SEC24 homolog C, COPII coat complex component. NCBI's taxonomy places the organism in Eukaryota, Metazoa, Chordata, Actinopteri, Siluriformes, Bagridae. The record is from RefSeq and is a predicted model, not a curated record. Gene Ontology annotation, cellular component: COPII vesicle coat; endoplasmic reticulum exit site. Gene Ontology annotation, molecular function: zinc ion binding; SNARE binding. Gene Ontology annotation, biological process: COPII-coated vesicle cargo loading; endoplasmic reticulum to Golgi vesicle-mediated transport; intracellular protein transport. The transcript has 24 exons. Bases 224 to 3865 code for a protein of 1213 amino acids.
UAUGUUUCCGGCGCGGAUGUCACCGCGGUGCUAAUGCGACGGCUGGAGAAAUCGAGGUGGAAGAAAGGGAUUAAUUAGAGCUAGUGGCGGUACUGAUCCAGAAAGGUGACUUUCGAGCUUUUCGUUACGAAAAACAAACACGUAGAUCUCGGUGAACGGCUUAAAGGAGCGGUUAUUUACGUGUCUGACUCGAUCUGAGAUUUAGGGAUGAACUGAACUGAAAAUGAAUGUCAACCAGCAACCUCACAUGGCUUCUCCUUAUGGACAGCCGCAGUCUGGCUACCAGGGAUACCCACCCUCUGGUUAUGGGGGUCAGCAGGUGCCCGGGGGUUAUGCGGCUCAGUAUCCUCCAUACAACGGGCCUGCCUCUAACUACCAAACAGGUCCACCUCAAGGAUAUACUCCUUAUGCAAGCUUUCCCUCUAAGGCUCUUGCGGCAAACUUAGUCUCUGACCUGUCCUCUUCCUCUCAACUUGACUUGGGUAUGAGAGGACCCCCCACCUCCAGUGCACCCCCGGUGUCUGCAGCUCAGCCCUACUCACAGUUUGGGCAGAGUGACGUACAGAACGGCCCACCAUCGAUGGGUGCCCCUUCACAAAGGCCACCUGUGUCUCAAGGAGCAAUGAACUUGACAGGUCCUCAGCCUGCAUACAACCAGCAGUUUGCGGCAUCACCCACCAGUAUGCAGCAGGUGACCAGUCAGAUGGCAGGCAUGCAGGUUGGGGCCACUGUACCCUCCUCAGCUGGCUCAGGCUUCGCUCAACCUGCCACCUCCCACUCUCCUGGUUCAGCUCCUCCAUCCUCUUUUGCCCCCACUUGGCCCCCACCCACUUCUGGUGCGCCCCAUACAUCAUCUCAGUCCUAUUAUGGCGCUCCUCCUUCUCAGCAACCAUUCCCAGGUACAGCCCUACCUCUCUCCUCUGCCUCUGGUCCUACCCAGCUCCCUCCUCCACCCUUGGCUUCACAGCAGGCUUACACUCAGGCCUCUCCUCCCUCACAGCCUCAAUUCUCUUCAGCCCCACCAACAGGUCCUACUGCAUCAUAUGGAGGCCCACCACCACCAAUGCAGACCACACACCCUAGAGCACCCCUUCCCACUUCCCAGCCUUCGGCUUUCUUCAGAGGGCCUCCACCCAGCUCUGCUCCAUCUCAGUACCCCGCAGCCAUGCCCCCUGCCUCACAGCCCUCUCCAUUCCACUCAGGUCCUCCUCCACCUACUGCUGCUGGUGGUUUUCCACCUCAAGCAGGUGCACCACCCAGGCCUCCACAGUCAGUCAUGCAAGGUCCUCCUAUGGCCUCUCAGGGGCCUCCCAUGUCCCAAGCAAACCAUGUGACCCCUCCACAGCCUGGGAUGUUGCAUGGACCCGCUGCUCCUGGAAUGGCACUACCCCAGCCAGGGAUUCAAGGUUAUCCACCUCAGCAGAAUGGUGCUUUUGGGCAAGUAAGAGCUCCUCAGCCUGGCUAUAGUGGACCAUAUCCUGGGCAGCAAGGCUACGGAGCUCCACAGACUGCACAAGCUCCACCUCCUGCAGCAAAGAGGCUUGAUCCAGACUCCAUCCCCAGCCCGAUUCAGGUGAUCGAGGACGACAAGGCAAACAAAGGCACCGAGCCUUUUUUCACUGGGGUCAGAGGUCAAGCUCCACCCCUGGUCACUACCAACUUCCAUGUUAAAGAUCAAGGGAAUGCAAGUCCACGUUUCAUCCGUUGCACAACCUAUAACAUGCCAUGUACCUCGGACAUGGCCAAACAGUCCCAGGUGCCACUGGCUGCAGUCAUCAAACCUCUGGCUACUCUGCCUCCAGAUGAGAACCCUCCCUAUCUAGUGGAUCAUGGGGAAAGCGGACCUAUUCGCUGUAAUCGCUGUAAGGCCUACAUGUGUCCCUACAUGCAGUUCAUUGAGGGUGGAAGACGCUUCCAGUGUAGCUUCUGCAGCUGUGUCACGGAAGUGCCUCCCCAUUAUUUCCAGCAUCUGGACCACACAGGGAAGCGUGUAGACUGCUACGACCGACCCGAGCUGUCCUUUGGCAGCUACGAGUUUGUAGCUACAGUGGAUUAUUGUAAAAACAAUAAGAUUCCUCAGCCUCCAGCCUUCAUCUUUUUAAUUGACGUGUCAUACAAUGCUGUGAAAAGCGGCAUGGUGAGGAUCGUAUGCCAGGAGCUUAAGACUCUGUUGGACUAUUUGCCCAGAGAGAACCCUGAUGUGGAGUCCAAUAUACGAGUAGGUUUUGUAACCUACAACAAAGUGCUGCACUUCUACAAUGUGAAGGCUUCUCUGGCUCAACCUCAGAUGAUGGUGGUCUCAGACGUGGCAGACAUGUUUGUUCCCUUGUUAGACGGAUUUCUUGUCAGUGUCUCGGAGUCCAGGGUUGUCAUUGAGAGUUUGUUGGAUCAGAUCCCUGAGAUGUUUGCUGACACACGAGAGACAGAAACAGUGUUUGGUCCUGUUAUCCAGGCUGGACUGGAAGCGCUUAAGGCUGCAGACUGUGCUGGAAAGCUGUUUGUCUUCCACACAUCUCUGCCCAUCGCCGAAGCUCCAGGCAAGCUGAAAAACAGGGAAGACAAGAAACUGGUUGGCACAGACAAAGAAAAGACUUUGUUCCAGCCCCAAGUGAGCUUCUAUGCUAACCUGGCGAAGGAGUGUGUGGCACAGGGCUGUUGUGUGGAUCUCUUCUUGUUCCCUAAUCAGUAUGUAGACGUGGCAACAUUAGGGGUUGUACCCACUUCAACAGGAGGUUCCCUCUACAAAUACACCUAUUUCCAGGCCCAGUCUGACCAGGAGAGGUUUCUGAACGAUCUGAGGAAAGAUGUGCAGAAGCAGGUUGGCUUUGAUGCAGUGAUGAGGGUUCGCACAAGCACCGGUAUCCGGGCCACAGACUUUUUCGGUUCAUUCUACAUGAGCAACACCACAGACGUAGAGCUGGCAUGUCUGGACUGUGACAAAACCGUCACAGUGGAGUUCAAACAUGAUGACAAGCUCAGCGAGGAGACUGGCGCACUUUUCCAGUGUGCUGUGCUAUACACCAGCUGUGGUGGUCAGCGGCGACUGCGGAUCCACAACAUGGCAGUGAACUGCUGUGCACAGCUGGCUGACUUGUACAGGAACUGUGAAACGGACACCAUCAUCAACUACUUUGCUAAGUAUGCGUAUCGCGGUGUAAUGAACAACCCAAUCAAGAACGUGCGAGACAGUAUGGUGAACCAGUGUGCACAGAUCCUGGCCUGCUAUCGCAAGAAUUGUGCUAGCCCAUCUUCAGCUGGCCAGCUGAUCCUCCCAGAGUGCAUGAAGCUGCUUCCUGUGUAUCUCAACUGUGUACUGAAGAGCGAUGUUCUGCACCCUGGAGCAGAUGUCUCCUUAGAUGAUCGUGGAUAUCUGAGACAGCUGGUCAGCGCUAUGGAUGUGGCAGAGAGCCAUGUGUUCUUUUACCCACGUCUGCUUCCAGUGCACAAGUUGGAUGUGGAGAGUGAUGCUCUGCCCAUGGCAGUCAGGGACUCUGAAGAGAGGCUAUCUAAAGGGGGCAUUUACCUCCUGGAGACUGGCCUGAACCUUUUCCUUUGGGUGGGUGUAAACACCCAGCAGGAGCUUCUCCAAAACAUCUUUGGCACCCCUGCUUUUAGCCAGAUCGACCCUGACAUGACCUCUUUGCCGGCGUUGAAUAAUCCAUUCUCUAAGAGGCUGAGGGAGAUUAUUGAGUCUUUCCGUGCCCAGCGCUCUCGCUACAUGAAGCUGGUGGUAGUAAAGCAGGAAGACAAACUUGAGCUCAUCUUCAAGCAUUUUCUUGUUGAGGACAAAAACAACAAUGGUGGAGCUUCUUAUGUGGACUUCUUGUGUCAUAUGCACAAGGAGAUUCGCACCCUUUUGAGCUAGGACAGCUUCCCUUGCCCUUUUUAUUUGACAAACCAGUUCUGUUCUCCUGUCAUUUCCCCUCCUCUAAUGUAACGUUCUGUAAACGCAGGAGGAAAAUCAGUUUCUUUCUAUACUCUGUCACAUUCUUUUGUCUGUCCAUGAUUUGGUCGCGGUGUGGGUUUGUGGGGGGCGGGGGGUGUGUGUGUGUGUGAGAGAGAGAGAGAGAGCGUGCGAGAGCGAGAGAGAUCAUGUUGGUGUACAUGAAUUGGCAUAUGUAUGAGGGAUGCUGUUGAUAUUUCUCACCACUUCUUGAUAUAGUAACAGAUUAUCCAGCACAGCUGCUGUAAGGAUCACUUUAUUCCUGAACAAACACUUAAGUGCAGAAUUAACAACGUUAAUAAAUCAAAAUGCAGAAUAAUAGGCUUUAAAAGUGUGUGCAUGUGUGUGGACUGUGAGUGCGGGAACACUGGCACCGUAGGUUGGACUAGACAGCAUUAAGGAUUGAACUUGGUUUUCUGAAAGAUCCCAACGAAUAGAAAUGGAAAUUUCCAAAUAUCUUCUUGUUUCCAUCAUUUAAUUUUUGUUGUCGUGGAUGUUUUGUCCAAUUAGUCCUUGUGUCCCAUUUUCCAUGGCCUUACUGACCCAUGUCUCCAUUUCUCACCCAUUUCUCUGCUAGUCUUUGUGUUUUGUUGUUCUUUAUUGUAAUCAAUAUUGGUUUGAAAGUGUGCAGAACCAUUUUGACUGGAUGAAUUAAUGGGAAGCAGAGAGUUUGUGUGCUGUUCACUGUCUGUACAUCUAACUCUUCUGCUAUCACACACUAUACAAUUCUAUGCAUCAGUUUAGGAACAUAUGGAGAAACAUAAACAUGCAUAAUGUCUAAAUGAUGAGGGAUCAGAAUGAGUGCUGCGUGAACUGCACAUGCCCGAAAGCUGUGAUGGUGUGAGCAUUGAGAACAGACAAAGAAUUCUCCUAUUGUGGAGAGGGUAUGGGGUCUAUCAGAAAGCUCUCUGACUGGGACGGAUGAUGUAGUUCAGAUUAGCCAGCUGGACGGGAGUUUAUGCAGCCAAGCUUUUCUUAAUGAGGAUGGAGACUGUUGUCCAGAUGGAAGCCAUCUUCAAAGAAAGCUUCAGUACCUGGGUUUAUAUUACAGGAACAGCCACACAUACUGUUUCUGCUGUCUUCACAUUUUCUGUUGUUUUCCUUCUUUUUUUUUUUUUUUUUCUUCUUUCACUGUAUGAUCAAAUGCUAACGUGUACCAUAAAUAGUGUAUCAUUUUACAAUAUUCAUUUCUAAAUGUUUUGAGGGAUAUAAUCCUGGAGCAGUCAGAGUCAUGUGCGGACAUCGGCGCUGGGUUAUUGUCUACCCUGGUCUUGUUUUUCUAGUGAAAUAGCCUAUGUACAGUGAAAGCAUACGGUAAGAGUAGCGGAAAAGAUUUAGAACUGCCGAUUUCUAACCAUUUUCAAGCAUGUGCAGGAUUGUGACCUGAAAAGCAAUCAACACUGAAUACCUUGUCAUCACAUGUAUUUACAUGUACAGAAUUAAAAAUCACAUUUUAAACAUGA